AUGUUGGGAUCAUUUCUCUUCUCCAUAUUGGACUUGCUUAAAGAGAAUUAUAUACUCUCAGCCGUGUGGUUUGUGGUUUGCAUUUUUUUCAAGCAAAUGGGAUUGUAUUAUGCUCCGUUCAUAUUCGCAUUCAUGCUUGCCAGUGGCUUCACUAACUACUAUGAUAUCCCAAACCCGCUGAUCUGGAAAGUUGCUCGUAGUUUUAACUUGAAACAAAUACUAUCUAUCGGAUUUGCAGUGGCAUUGACCAUACUUGUGAUAUUGCUGCCAUUUUUGUUUGUCCCUGAAAAAGACCACUGGCCAAUUAUACAACAGAUAUUCAUCAGGGUUUUCCCCUUCCAACGUGGAUUAUUCGAAGAUAAGGUUGCAAACUUUUGGUGCGUCUCCAAUUUGUUGGUCAAGUACAAGUCGAUUUUCUCGGUUCCAGAGUUGACGAGACUUUCACUUGCAGUGACUUUAGUAUCAUUAUUGCCUCCUUGUGCAAUCAUAUUCUUCAAAAGAAUCUUCAAGGAGUCCUACAGCAAGAAGGCAAGCCCUAGACCACACGCAGUUCCUGUUUUGCUUGGUUUUGCUGCAACUGCGUGGAGCUUUUAUUUGUUUUCGUUUCAAGUGCACGAGAAAACGGUGUUGGUUCCUCUUCUCCCCACUACGUUGUUGUACUUGGUCAAUGAUCUUGACUGGUUUGCAAUCGUGUCGUGGGUCAACAAUGCUGCAAUCUUCAGUAUGUGGCCUUUGUUAAAAAAAGAUGGCUUGGUUUUGCAGUACACUGUCCAUGUUCUCUUAUCAAAUUGGUUGUUGGGUGGAUUUACCUUUGACAUAAGGAAAAAUCUCUUGAUUCCUAAGCGGAAUAAGCUUUGGCAGCUUAUCAUUGGCCUUUCCUAUGCAUCGAUGACUGCCUUUCAUGUCAUUGAUAACUUUCUCAUUCCACCAGAAAAAUACCCUGAUUUAUGGGUCAUACUCAACUCUACCAUUGCGUUUGGUAUUUUCUCAAUAACUUGGAUCUGGUUAUUAUACAACCUUUAUAUUCACUAA
Meyerozyma guilliermondii ATCC 6260 is the source of this 1032-nucleotide messenger RNA. RefSeq lists its product as uncharacterized. The transcript has a single exon. The record is from RefSeq and is a predicted model, not a curated record. Gene Ontology annotation, biological process: protein N-linked glycosylation. Gene Ontology annotation, cellular component: endoplasmic reticulum membrane. Gene Ontology annotation, molecular function: dolichyl pyrophosphate Man9GlcNAc2 alpha-1,3-glucosyltransferase activity. Lineage: Eukaryota; Fungi; Ascomycota; Pichiomycetes; Serinales; Debaryomycetaceae. Bases 1 to 1032 code for a protein of 343 amino acids.